AUCAAAAUGGAAGCACAAAUGUUAUAUACAUCUCUUGCUUUCAUCUUUGCCAUAAUAUUCAUAGGCCUUCACAAACUUGGUUCUCAAUCACAUAAGAAUCAGCUGCCACCAAGUCUGCCAGGCCGCCUUCCCAUACUAGGCCACUUCCAUCUCAUGAAAAAUCUCCUCCAUAGAACACUACAUGAAUACUCCAAGAAACUGGGACCUAUUUACUCCCUCCACUUCGGUGGCCGCCUUGUGGUGGUGGUUUCAUCCUCCUCAUUGGUGGAAGAAUGUGUCUCCAAGAAUGACAUCAUCUUUGCGAACCGCCCUCCGGUUUCGGUGGACCGCAAAUCGCUAGGGUUCAGUAGCACAAGUGUGAUUGGAGCGCCCUACGGUGACCAUUGGCGCAACUUGCGCAAGUUGUGCGAUCUUGAAAUCUUUUCCCCUACUCGUCUCGCGUCGUUCCUCUGGAUCAGACGAGACGAGAGGGAUCGCAUGAUCUCUAGUCUUUAUAACAUCUCAUCCGCGGGUGUUUUUGCCAAGGUGAACGUGGAAAACAAGAUUGUGGAGAUGACAUUCAAUAACAUAAUGAGAAUGGUGGCCGGAAAGAGAUACUAUGGGGCGGAAAUGGAGGACGACGAGGAGGCGAAGACGUUCCGAGAGCUAACGAAGGAGGCGUUGGAGCUGACAAGUGCUUCUAAUCCCGGUGAGAUAUUUCCGAUGUUGAGAUGGAUUGGGUGCAAUGGGCUGGAGAAGAAGCUGGCCAUCCACUCCACCAAAACGGACGAGUUCAUGCAUGCCCUGCUUAACAAGCAGCGGCAGCAAAGCAAAGUUGCAGAGCGGCAGAACACCAUGGUUGACCGUUUGCUAGCUUUGCAGGAAUCUCAACCUCAAUAUUACACAGAUGAAAUCAUUACUGGCCUCAUAGUUGCCGUGAUAAUUGCAGGGACAGAUGCAUCAGUGGUGGCCACAGAAUGGGUAAUGACACUCUUACUAAACCAUCCAGAGGUCCUAAGCAAGGCCAGGGAAGAAGUGGACCUUCACGUAGGGCACAACCGGAUGGUAGAAGAAGAGGACUUACCCAAACUCCGUUACCUCCACCACGUUAUUCUCGAGACUCUAAGGCUGUUCCCGCCAGUCCCAAUGCUGGUCCCACACGUGCCGUCACAGGACGUCAAAGUUGGAGGGUACACUGUUCCUAAGGGCACCAUGGUUUUGGUCAACGCAUGGGCGGUCCACAGGGACCCUGAGGUGUGGGGCGAGGACUCUCUCAGCUUCAAGCCGGAAAGGUUCGAAAAGAUAACGGCGGCGGACGAUGUGGAGACCCACAGAUUGCUGCCGUUUGGGAAGGGGAGAAGGGCGUGCCCUGGGGCUGGGCUGGCGCAGAAGUUUGUGGGGUUGACCGUAGCGUCGUUGAUACAGUGCUUUGACUGGGAGAGGCCGACCGCGGAUAAAAUAGACCUUUCUGAAUCUUCUGGGACCACCUUGCCUAAGGCCAUCCCCCUUGAAGCUCUUUGCAGACCAAGACCAGUCAUGAAAAACGUUCUUCAACUUGUCUGAUCGAUUCAAAGCAUUUAUAUUUUUUUUCAAUGUAACGCAAUUUUCACAUGUGACGAUAAUAAAGGAAAACGGUGUUUUCUAUAGAAUAAUGCAAUGAUUUUAAUUGGAUUAUAACUUGUUGAUCCCGAAAUUGAAGCAUAACUUCUGUUUUUUAAUAGUUGCAACGUUGUGACUCUUUGACUA
Molecule: messenger RNA, 1725 nt
Organism: Cuscuta europaea
Lineage: Eukaryota; Viridiplantae; Streptophyta; Magnoliopsida; Solanales; Convolvulaceae
Source: the annotation of a GenBank genome assembly